Pseudovirgaria hyperparasitica is the source of this 1449-nucleotide messenger RNA. RefSeq lists its product as uncharacterized. Gene Ontology annotation, biological process: apoptotic DNA fragmentation. The transcript has a single exon. The coding region runs from base 208 to 1191 and encodes 327 amino acids. Lineage: Eukaryota; Fungi; Ascomycota; Dothideomycetes; Acrospermales; Acrospermaceae. The record is from RefSeq and is a predicted model, not a curated record. Gene Ontology annotation, molecular function: nucleic acid binding; RNA endonuclease activity; single-stranded DNA endonuclease activity. Gene Ontology annotation, cellular component: nucleus; mitochondrial inner membrane.
AAUCGACAUCUUCCAACCACCUGAGACUGUAAAGUCACGCGUCUAUCACUUCCUACACGCGUCACUCGAGCUCUCCUAGCUCUCUGUCAUCUCAAAGACACUGAAGACUACCCUCCCUUCUCCUUGUGAUCCUUGACCACGAAGUUCCUCUCCUCAACAUCCUCGACAACCUCAUCCUCUCCUAACAUCGCCUCCUCUACCACCACGAUGUCGAAAGUCACGCUCGCCGUCAUCGCAGCAGCUUCCGCCGCCGCAGGCGCAGGCGUCACAGCAGCCCUUUUUUCAACCCCAUCUUCCAAACGCGACCAAACACCCACAACGACCACAACCACAACAACCACGACCGGCGCUCCAGCACCCUCUCCGAUACCCAUGCCUACCGGCGCCCUUCCACACCCAGUCGACCCAAACGGCAUCUUCAAAUACGGCUUCCCUGGGCCCGUCGCCGACCUCCGCCCGGCCGCCUCCCUAACCUCCUCCUUCGACCGCCGCACCCGCAAUCCGCACUGGGUCGCCGAACACAUCACCCCACACUCCCUCUCUCUCCACAACGCUGACCGCAAACACUCCGUCUUCGCCGAAGACACCAGCAUCCCGUCGCCCUUCCGCGGCAUGCUCAAGGACUACUUCCGCUCCGGCUACGACCGCGGCCACCAGGUCCCGGCCGCCGACGCCAAAUGGUCCCAGCAAGCCAUGGACGAUACCUUCCUCCUCUCAAACAUGUGCCCCCAGGUCGGCGAGGGCUUCAAUCGCGACUACUGGGCCCAUUUCGAGGACUUUUGCCGUCGCCUUACGACGCGCUAUCCGUCGGUGCGAAUUGUUACUGGCCCGCUGUACUUGCCUAGGCGCGACCCGGUAGACGGCAAGUGGCGCGUCUCAUACGAGGUCAUCGGUAGCCCGCCCAAUAUUGCCGUGCCCACACAUUUCUACAAGGUUAUCUUCGCCGAGGACGGUGCGGGCGCGGUCAAUAAAGUCGCCGUCGGCGCGUUUGUACUGCCGAAUGCGCAUAUUGAUAAUUCCCGCCCGUUGCAGGAUUUUGAGGUCGAUGUCGCGGUUGUGGAGCGCGCGAGUGGGCUGGAGUUUGGGAAGAGUCUGCCGCUGGAGAGUAGGCGGCGCUUGUGUCAGGACGUGCAGUGUAGUUUGAUUGUCAAGGAGUAUAAGGAGCGGCAGAAGAGCUUUGCGAAGAAGUAGGGGUUAGUGUGUAUUAUGGUAUAGUGAAUGAGAGGUGCAGGAGUGGGUUAGAUGAGGAGGGUGUGAGAGAGCAUUGCAGCGGCGUUCUUGCGUGCAUGUGUGUCUCCGUGUGUAUAUAUGUGUGCGUUAUGUUCGAAUGGUCACUGCUCGACUGGUAAUAUACCAUGUAUUGCAUUGCAUAUGAAAGGGACAACACUACUUUGGGCAUCAUACACACAGAUAAACAAAGCUAAUCCCCUGCACCCCCCAGUAUAAUAA